AGUUCCUGAAAUGCAACUUCUUCUUUCUCACCUCCCCUCAUCUAGAGUGGGGGGUAAAGUAAAACAAUACUUUGAAUGUGUUUCAGAGUUUGCUCUUGACUGCUUGAGGGUUUCAGGUGUUCUGCUGCCUCCUGGUUUGUAACAAAUAUGGCUGAAAUCACACCAACACCAGAAGAUUAUUGGGUGAGUUGAUAUUAACCUCGUUUUUCCCUGUGAUUUGUCUCUUUUUGCACAUUUUCUCACAUGUACAAUGUAGUUUUUGAGAUGUGAUUUGCUGAGUUGUGAAACAGUUUUUACACGAUUUUGUCUUUGGCCUUCAUGUGAAAAAAGAAAAUCCCUCUGAAUCUGCAGACAGUUGAAAGAAAAAUGUAAAAAAAUAAUUUCUGGAUGGGAUAGGUGAAGCAGCAGAGUACUUGGUACAUCCAUCAGCUUUUGAAAUAUAUAUUUUUAUUCACCAAAUUCUUGAGCAGGUUUCAUUCACUACAUAAAUCUGUAGGACAUUUAAUAAAGAAAGCUUUUGAGUAACGCUCGAGUGAAAUAGAGAACUUGGUUUCCUGGUUUCCUCCUACUGAGUUUUACAUAGUGCUUAGAAGAUUUUAUUUUUAUUCUGCAUACUUCUAAGAAUUUAACAGAGCUCUUCCUCUCUCAUGUUCACAGGAUCUUGGUGAUUACGACAAUUACACCUCACCUCCCGAUGCUUACAGGAGUCAUGCAGUCCCAUGCUCACAGGAAGGCAUCUACAGUUUUGCACAGAAGUACUCUCCUGCAGUUUACAGCCUGGUGUUCAUUCUGGCCUUAGUGGGCAACAUCCUGGUGCUGUGUGUGAUCCGUCGCUAUCGUAACUCUCAGAGCGGUGGACCCUGUGCCUUCUCUCUGACUGACACCUUCCUCCUACACCUUGCUAUUUCUGACCUCCUGUUGGCCUUCACUCUGCCCCUGUUUGCAGUGCAGUGGAAUCAGGAGUGGGUGUUCGGAGUGGCUGCCUGCAAGAUCUCCGGCGCAGUCUUCACCCUGAACCGCUACAGUGGCAUCCUCUUCCUUGCCUGCAUCAGCUUCGACAGAUACCUGGCCAUCGUUCAUGCGGUCAGCCCCGGUUGGAAGAGGAACACCUGCCAUGCGCAGGUUACAUGUGCCAUUAUAUGGGUGGCCUGUCUGGGCCUGAGUGGAGUGGACAUUACCUUCAAACAGGUGGAUGAGGUGGAGAUCGAAGGUAAACAGAAGGUGCUCCUCUGCCGUAUGUUGUUUGAUGAGAACUCCCCAGAGUGGCAGGCCGGGACACAGAUGGUCAGCGUGAUCCUGGGUUUUGGGCUCCCCCUUCUAAUCAUGCUCUACUGCUACAUCCGCAUCUUCAGGUCUCUCUGCAAUGCCUCUCGCCGUCAAAAGCGCAAAUCCCUCCGCCUCAUCAUCUCCCUAGUGUCUGUGUUUGUCCUCUGCUGGGCGCCGUACAACUGCUUCCAGCUGGUGGACAGUCUGCACUGGCUCGGUUAUGUGUCUGGGGGUUGCGAGUUUGGUCGUGUGGUGGACAUUGGGACUCUGAUCACUGAGAGUAUGGGGUUGUCUCACUGCGCUCUGAACCCGCUGCUGUACGGCUUUGUGGGGGUGAAAUUCAGGCGGGAGCUGGUCAGAAUGUGUAAGGGGCUGCUGGGACAGAGGGGCUUGCUGGGGAUGGAGGGAUGGAGGAAGAGAAAGAACCGGAAACCUAAUGGAUCAUUCAGCUCGGCAGAAAGCGAGAAUACAUCAUACUCAGUCAUGGUGUGAAAAAGACAGGAAAUUAAGAGUCAGAUAAAGAGUGUGUGUGUGUGUGUGUGAGUGUGUGUGAAUGUGCGGCUUUGAGUGUGAGGGGAGAUUCAUUUUUUUUAAGACUUUCAAAUCUUCUCCAUCACUGCUUUGCAGUCUUCCUGUUGGUUUUGUGCAGAUUGCAUCUUUUUUUUUCUUAUUGUACCAAAAGUAAAAUCAUGAAGUAAUGAACAGAAUGACACAUCCUUUACGCUGAUACUUUCAUCUGAACUUCUCUAAAAGACCCCGAUGUUUUUUGCUCUACAUAAGUCAAAUCUUGUGAAACAUCUGGAUUUCUUCAUACUCACAGAAAAAAAAAAGCUUGCUAAGCACUUAAAGUCAAGACUGUGGCUUCAGAAGUCAGACUCACAGUGUCUCUCGCUCUUUGACAUUUCUUUCAUCAGAUUUCACAGCUUGACAAAGAACAAGGUUCAGCGUUAAAGAAGAAAUAAGGAAAUAGUGGUAUUUCUUUCAAAGUUGUGAAUGUUGAAGUUUUCGUUUCUUGUUUCUUUUUUCAUGAUACAGCUGUUCUCUCAGUUGUGUGCAUCAAAUCUGAACUUUGUCCUGUAAAAAGUGGAAAUGAAAACAGGACGAUUAUUUUAAAUGCUAUGUUCAUCAAAAUCCAAUCUUUUUUGUGGUGUUCAAAGCUUUUUUUUUAAUAAAUAUUUUUGGAAUAAAA
Molecule: messenger RNA, 2455 nt
Organism: Xyrichtys novacula (pearly razorfish)
Lineage: Eukaryota; Metazoa; Chordata; Actinopteri; Labriformes; Labridae
Source: the annotation of a GenBank genome assembly